Messenger RNA from Culicoides brevitarsis, 2571 nucleotides. Its product is annotated as allatostatin-A receptor-like. The record is from RefSeq and is a predicted model, not a curated record. Gene Ontology annotation, cellular component: plasma membrane. Gene Ontology annotation, molecular function: G protein-coupled receptor activity. The coding region runs from base 1258 to 2313 and encodes 351 amino acids. The transcript has 10 exons. Lineage: Eukaryota; Metazoa; Arthropoda; Insecta; Diptera; Ceratopogonidae. Gene Ontology annotation, biological process: G protein-coupled receptor signaling pathway.
GAACGGUCGUUCUAUCACGAGACAGCGUUUUCCAUAUUUUUCCAUGAACAUGAACUUUAAAUAAAAAAAUGAAAAUUAAAUAAAAAAAAAAUUAUUAAAAAAAAAUAUUUAAAUAAAAAAAAAAUAAAUAUUUAAUUUAAUUAAUUAAAAUAAAUUAAAUAAAAAUAUUUUUUUUUAUUUCGUGCUAAUUUUAAUUAUUACAAGUGUUAAUAAUAAAUUAUUUCCCACAAAAAAAAUAAUAAUAAAUUAUUCAUGAACAAAAGAAAAACAAAAUCGAGACAAAAAUAAUUGUAAGAACAAGCAAUUAAGUUAAUUUGCAAAGAAAAUGUGGUGCGACAAAUAAAUACAUAAAAAAAUAAAUCGAUAAAAUAAUUUAACGAAAAAAUAAAUAAAUAAAAAAAAAUAAUUAACCAACGAACAAAAAGUGUGAGAAAUUCAUAAUAAUUAAUAAAUUAUCUUAACGACUAAAAUUUUCCAUAUUUUAUUACAUUUUGUUUAUUUUAUUUAUUUUUUUUUUGUAUGAAUAACAAAACAGCUGCUACUGAAAUUCUUGAAACAAAGGAGAUUCCUUUAAACAACGAAUUGGUUCUCAUGCAUUUUUCAUUAUUGAAAAGUAAUCUGCCUUGCAGAUUUCAACUUUAAAAAUCCGGAAAAUCCAUAACAUAAAAAAAAUAAAUUGAAUGUCACAAAAAAAGUUAUAUUAAAUCAAUUUUACAUCAAACAAAUAACGAACGGACAAAUUCAGAGGAAAUCACCCGUCAAAAGUUCAUUCAAUUCAUGCCAAAUUAAAAUAUCUGUCAAUAACAAAAAAUAAAUAAUAAUAAAAUAAUCAACUACUGUACAAUUUUUUCGUUGUUGAUAUUUUUCCUAUAUAUUUAUUAUUUUCCGUGAAAAAAUAAAAUAAAUGUUAAUGAAAAACAGUCAGACCCAUAUUGGCUUGUCAGAAUGACAAGAAAAAUCUAUAAAAAAAUUAAUUGAAGCGGAAAAUAAAUGCAUAUUUUUUUUCAUGUGAAUUUAAAAAAAAAAUAUUUUUUUUUCGUGAAUAUCAUUACAUCUCAUUGUUGAAGGAAACAACAAAAAAUAAAAUAAAUACAAUUUUUUGCGCUUCCUGAAAAAAAUAAUAAAAAGUUAAAUAAAAAAAAAACACGUGCGAUGAAAAAUUACCAAUAAUAAAUAAAUGAAAACAAAAAAAUGUGAUUUUCCACAAAAAAAUAAAAUUAUUAAUGAUUAAUUAAAAAGUAUCGAAAAAGUAUUAAAAUGGAAAUGUUCAAUGAUACUUUUGGUAAUGUAACGAGUUUGAGUUCGACGCCUCAAACAAUGACGUUGAAACAAUGCAUCGGCGAUGCAUCGAGAGUCGCCUACUUGCCAACGGAUUGCGUUAAUGCGUCGUCACUGGACUACGAAGAAUUCGACGAGGAGUCGUUGCAACUGCAACAAGUGGUGAAAAUUGUCGUGCCGACGUUCUUUGGUAUCAUUGGGCUGUCGGGACUACUUGGAAAUGCCUUAGUCGUGUUAGUUGUCGCUGCUAAUCCACAGAUGAGAUCAACAACAAAUUUGCUUAUAAUUAAUUUGGCAGUAGCCGAUCUGCUUUUUGUGAUAUUUUGUGUACCUUUUACGGCGACAGAUUACGUACUGCCAUCAUGGCCAUUUGGCGAUUUGUGGUGUAAAUUUGUUCAGUAUAUGAUAGUUGUGACAGCACACGCCAGUAUUUAUACCCUUGUACUUAUGUCACUCGACAGAUUUCUGGCUGUUGUGCAUCCAAUUGCUUCCAUGUCGAUAAGGACCGAGAGGAAUGCGCUUUUUGCAAUAAUUUUCCUUUGGAUCAUCAUCACGACAACAGCGAUUCCCGUCGCUGUCACACACGGCGAAGUUAUGCAAGUGUGGCAAGGCGAAAGCAACUCCGCUUGUAUAUUCCUUUACCAAGAUUAUAAUUUAGUAGGCUUUCAGGUAUCAUUUUUCCUGUCAUCCUACGUAAUACCUUUAGCUUUAAUAUCGAUGCUGUACGUCGCGAUGCUUGCGAGAUUGUGGAAAGGAGCGCCAGGAGGACGAGUAUCUGCUGAGUCAAGGCGAGGCAAGAAACGUGUCACCCGAAUGGUGGUGGUAGUUGUUCUGGCAUUCGCUAUUUGUUGGCUACCAAUACAGCUAAUUCUCGUGCUAAAAUCCCUGAAACUGUAUGAAACGACAACAAUAAAAGUUAUCAUGCAGGUAGCGGCACAUGUACUGGCCUACAUGAAUUCAUGUGUAAAUCCAUUUUUAUAUGCCUUUUUAUCGGAUAAUUUUAGGAAAGCAUUUCGAAAGAUAGUAGUAGAAUAAAUGUUUUGGGUCCAAAUCAAACAGCACAAAAUCGUUCGUUCGUUCGUAGAAGUUGCCAUCACCCGAGCUUCCCUCUUCCUUUUUGUACAUACAGUAUUUAUAUGGAGUCAAAUAUGAUAACAAAGCAUAUUUUUUAGAAAACACGUUGUCUGCAUGAAAUUCUGUUGUUUGUAUACCAAACGUUAUUACAUGGUAAAAAACAAUGUUAUAAAUAAAUAUAAAAAGAAUAUAUUUGUGACCGUAUUUUUGUAUAAAACU